GUCGAUAUGUAAGUGACAUAUUAAAACACACACACGCAGUGCAUAUUACACAAUCAUGGUAAAUCAAAGAAUUAGUGAACCGUCUUCUCCCAAUUCAACAAAUGGUGAUGGCGAUGAUAAUAAUAAUAUUCUUAAUGGUGUCAAUAAUGGUGUUGUAAUCAACUGGAGUAGCUAUGCAACUGAUGCAAAUGGAAUCGAAGAUGAUGAUGAUGAUGAUGAUGAUCUGACGAAUCAGAUAGCACCACCAAUUGGUUAUGUUCUACUAGGCAGUGAAGUGUUACACGCAGCGGAUGACGGUGGUGGUGGAGAUGACAGUGAAGCAGAUGAUGCCUUGUCAGUUAGUGAAAACGAGUCAGCGUCAGCAGAGAAUCCUGCCAUCAAUCAAAAUGAUUCAUGUGUACAGUCUUUGGACAGUGGAGCAGAUUCAGUCAAUCUAGAUAUUGAUGUUGACCAACUACUUAAUCGACAGUUGGCUAGAACAGAAUUUGAACCGCGUGGAGCAUUUUCAGAUUCGAAUUUAUUGGUUGGUACAGUUGAAGACACAUCGCAUAUAGAAUUAUGGAAUGAAAAUACGCCUCCAUCAACAUCACAAAUCACAAUAACUCCAGACGAAGCAGAUAAGAUUAAAACCUGCAUGUCAAAUUUUCAACUACCACUUUCACGAUAUCCUCCAUGGGCUACACAAAUUCCAGAAGAGCUAUGGAAAGCUAAACUGCUUGAAAAACUUGGCAGUAAAUACAAACCCUAAAUAUAAUUUGUGCUCACCAUUUCCAUAAUAAUAAUUAUUAUGUUUUCUCUCUGUGAUCAUUUUGAUUUGAAAUUCCACUAUCUUUUCUUGUUAGUUACUUCAUAUGAAAUUAUUAUUAUUAUUAUUAAUUCACAUUGAAUAAACAGCUUCCUUGUAAAGUCGCUUAUUUUAUUUUAUUGAUACGUUGGAAGUUGUCUUUAACGUUGUUGCUAUUGUGAUAUUGUGUUACUCGAUAGCGAUAAUAUUAAUA
This is a messenger RNA of Trichobilharzia szidati, 998 nucleotides long. The record is from the annotation of a GenBank genome assembly. NCBI's taxonomy places the organism in Eukaryota, Metazoa, Platyhelminthes, Trematoda, Strigeidida, Schistosomatidae.